Molecule: messenger RNA, 955 nt
Organism: Eucalyptus grandis
Lineage: Eukaryota; Viridiplantae; Streptophyta; Magnoliopsida; Myrtales; Myrtaceae
Product: cytochrome b561 and DOMON domain-containing protein At5g47530
Exons: 1
Coding region: 225-803 (192 amino acids)
Source: RefSeq, a predicted model, not a curated record
GCACCCUUUUGACCGUCGAUUGACACUUGAGAAGUGUGAGCUCCUCUCGACUGCGAAAGCUCGAGUUUUUUACGUUGAUACUUCUGAAGAGAGCGGUUUCUGGACACCCUCUGCAUUGCUCGCGAGGAAUCCCACCCACUCUGACCACUUCAAGAACCCCGUCGGGACAAAGCAAGACCUGGAGUUCUAACUCCACCAUUCAUCGAACGCCUUCCACCCAGCAAAUGGCCGGCCCAGGACCCGUCCUUUUCGCCCUCUGCAUCGUCCUCUGUUCUCUCCGCAUGGCCUCGUCCCAGGCCGGCACCUGCGCGAACCACACCUUCUCGAGCGACCGGGCCUUCGCCUCGUGCACCGACCUCCCGGUCCUCGGCGCCCACCUGCACUGGACCUACGACGCCGCCAGCGACAGCCUCCACGUGGCGUACCGGGCCACCCAGUCGCCCUCCGGGUGGAUCGCGUGGGCCAUCAACCCGACGGGGACGGGCAUGGCGGGGUCGCAGGCCAUCGUGGCGCUCCAGAACUCGGACGGGACGAUGCGGGCCUACACGACGCCGGUGGACAGCUACAGCCCGUCGAUGGCGGAGAAGGAGCUGAGCUUCGGGGUGUCGAACGUGACGGCGGAGUACGAGGGCGGGCAGAUGGCGAUAUUCGCGGUGGUGGGGCCGCUGGGGAACGGGACGGCGGGCGGGGUGAACCAGGUGUGGCAGGCGGGGGACUCGGUGGUGGGCGGGGUGCCGCAGGCGCACGCGACGUCGGGGGAUAACGUGAAGUCCAUGGGGACGAUCGACUUCGUCUCCAAGUGAGAGGGAGAGAGAGAGCAUGGCAUGGCAUGGUUGUGUUUGGGCGGGUGAAUGUGGUGUUUUCUUUUCUUUCUGGCGUUUCGUGUUGGCUCUACUGUGUUGUGCUUCUAUUUGGUGCCUUUUUUUUUAAUGAAUCUUGUGGUUUGCUCCUGCCA